Molecule: messenger RNA, 4215 nt
Organism: Pelobates cultripes (western spadefoot toad)
Lineage: Eukaryota; Metazoa; Chordata; Amphibia; Anura; Pelobatidae
Source: the annotation of a GenBank genome assembly
UGAGAGCAGUACGUUCAUAUUUCUGUUUUAUUAACACAGACAUGCUGUGGCCGUGGUGUGUGCUGUCUGCAUUUAAUUUUUUUUGUUCCUUGUUCUGUUAAUGCAGAUAAUCUGCCUGGGUCUGGCCCUGCUCCCUGUGUGAGUCACACAGCUGCCAGACAGAGCUCCGAGAUAAUCCCUCCUUCCCUGGGGCCUGCACCAACACAACACUUUCACUUUCAUUUCUCGGGAUGGCGUCUGCAGAGCUGCUGGAGGAGCUGAACUGCUCCAUCUGCUUGAAUAUUUACAGCGAUCCCAUCAUCCUGAGCUGCGGACACAACUUCUGCCGAGCCUGCAUCGGGAGUGUUCUGGAUUCACAAGAACGAUCUGGAGUUUAUAGCUGCCCCGAGUGCCGAGCAGAGUAUCAACAACGUCCUGCUCUGCAGAGGAAUCUAAAGCUUUGCAAGAUCGCCGAACAUUUCCAUUCGAUUCAUCCAGAACAGGAUUCUGGGAUCGUAUGCACCUACUGUGUGUAUACUCCCAUACCGGCUGUCAAGACAUGUCUGCACUGUGAGGCCUCUCUCUGCGAAACCCACCUGAGGGCACAUAUCAAAUCAGAUCUACAUGUCUUAUCUGAACCCACCAAGUGUCUGGAGGAUAAAAAGUGCUCCAUCCAUAAGAGGUUCUUGGAGUACUAUUGCUCCGAGGAUGGGGCCUGCAUCUGUGUCUCCUGCCGCCUGGACGGGACGCACAGGGGACACCAGGUGGAGACUCUAUGUAAGGCCUCUGAGGAAAAGAAGCAGAAACUGACCCAACUUCUCGUGAAUCUGACCUCAAAGAGAGAGGAGACUGGGAAAAGAGUUCAGAGACUUCAGGAACAGAGAAAAGAAGUGCAGGAUAAAGCGGCUGGUGUUAUGAAAAAUAUGAGGGCAUUGUUUAAAGAGCUCCGGAACGAGCUGGAAUUCCUGGAGAAACGAAUUAUGAUUGAAAUCUCCUGGCAAAGUGUCCAAAUCUCACUAAGAGUCUCCCAUCUGAUCAGUCAACUGGAAGUCCGGAAAGAAGAGCUGUCCAAGAAGAUGGGUCACAUCGAGGAGAUGUGCUCGUUGACGGACCCAUUCACGUUCUUACAAAGACGGGAAGAUGGAGAUUCCGAGGCAGCAAGUGGAGAUGACAGUGUAUCAGAAUUAGGGGAUCUGGAUGAGGGUCAGAUCUCUGCUACCUUGCACUCGGGCUUAACUGAUAUUUUGACUGGUGCCACAAUGAACAGCGGAAUCUCCGGCCAGAGAUUCUCCAAUAUAUCUCAUUCCAGAAUCACGGGAAACGAACCUGUGUUGCGUGACUUGAAAAUAUCCCGCAGGCACUUUUAGACGAGAAUCCCAGUCCAACCUGCAGCCAUUAUGGAUACACCUGGGUUAUUGUGUAAUUAUUGGACACUCACACAGUUAUACUACUGGCCGCGUGUCUAUAGACAAAACGCUAAAUGUGAUGCAAUCCUUUUGGAAACCAGCACAUGUUCUGUAUGUGGCUAUAGUCAAUAGAUUAGAGAGAUUUAUUUAUAUAGACUAUACCAUACCAAAGUGGGGAACUGCUAUUAAAUAUGAAGUUAAUUAUCGGUUUCAGUAGAACUAUCUCUGUAAACUUUUUAACCCCUUAAGGACACAUUACAUGUGUGACAUGUCAUGAUUCCCUUUUAUUCCAGAAGUUUGGUCCUUAAGGAGUUAAAGGACCCUUUAGGGGUUUAUAGAUAUUUAGUAAAAUAACCCCAAGGUGACAUGUAUUUUUUUUAUGGUUGAGGAGGGGAGAAACUAACACAAAAUACUUAUCUGAAAAUAUUUGCCAGUUUUACACUCACCCUCCCUUUUUUUUUUUUUUUUCUUUUUUUUUAAACUGAACUUUGCCUUUAGCACAGUGCAGUCCCUGUUCUACCUUCUAUCUUUGGAAUGUGUUCGCCAUGGGUAGGCAAUCUUUGGCACUCCAGAUGGGGACUACCUCUCUACUGAUACUUUGCCAACCCUAUGGCUGUAAGAGCAUUAUGGGAGAUGUAGUCCACAAUAUCGAGAGUGCCGAAGGUUGCCUAUCCUGUGUUGGUUUCAAUAUGAGUUCAUAGAUUCUAUCUCAUCAGUCCGAUCUGACAAAAGUGUCUGAAAACGGUUUGUUGAUGUUUGUGGACAAUAGAAGUUGUAUAAAAUGUUCUUUGUAGGUUACUGAAACCACAAGAACGUGAAGAUAUUCUACGCAAACCCACAACCAACUGUUCAAUACGGCUCCCAGGCCCGGCCUCCCAGCACACAGACUGGGCUCAGUUAAAACCCCCUUCUAUAAGGACACAAACAGAACCUGGGCCGUUUGUGCUUUGCAGACUGUGUUAAAAUCUCCACCACGCUAGAUUUGAAUCUCUGCCAUUCUAGGCUAAAAUGUACAAUUCCAUUUUUAAAUCCUCACAAUUCAAGGUUUAAUGAAUAAUCUUGAAUAUUACUUUUCUAGUCUAAUUUAAAUGAGUGGAUACUAAUCAACCAUUAAUUAAUAAGCAACCUGUUAUUAAUUACACCUAAUCAUUAUUUUAUCAGUCUUUAGUAGGGGUUCUUAAACACAAGUGGGUAAUCCCUAAAUCUGGACUGGUCUACAGGAUCCCAAAAACAGGGGAUGGCUUUAUGUGAGUAUAAAUAAUCUCAUUUCUAACACAAGUAAUGGAUUUUAUUAUUCACAACGAUAUACCAGAUAUAUUUAGCCUUAUCUUCUUAAAGGAACACUUGGAGAAAACAAGCAAUGUAAUAGGUAUGCCUCCAAGGAAAAUAGGCACAUGAUUUUUGUUUUGCAUGUUUUAUUUGUGGGUAUAGAAAAUCUUGGCUUGCAAUAGCUGCUGAUCUCUUGUCUGCAGCCUUUGCAAGCCCUCCCCUUCUAACCCGGCCCAGACUUUCUGUAGCUGUCCAAUCACAGACUCCCAAUGCAGCUGCUCUGGGUAAUUGCUGCCUCCUUGAGUUUAGUUCCGCUGAGCUAAACAAACCAGGAAGUAACAGGACCGAUUGUCUAAUUGAAAUAAAAACAGGAAACGCUCUUGACCCCAAAAACACUUCAGCAAAAUAAACUACUUAGUCCCCUUUAAACUCCUUUUUAUUUCUGUAACUGUUUUAGCUUUCCGCUCCCUCACGUUUCCUUGGACACUUUAUUCUUGUUUGUGCCAGUGGCCAACUCAUAGAAAGUGCUUGCUGUCCUUAUAGUAUGUAGGAAUCAGAUGCUGCAGGAGGGAAAUGUGUUACACUACUGAAAUCAUUCAGAGCGUUCCCUUGGAUUAAUAAUAUUGAACGUCCUGCAGCCUGGCAGCUUUACAUAGAUGUAUACCCUCCCCUGUGAAGGAAAAGUCUGUGUAUAAGAAAUCCAAGCUCUUAAAGCAAAACUGUUACUUUACUGGUAAUGGAAUAAAUCAUUAAGGAUCACCAAUAACGUGUGUACAUAUCUUUUCUUCUGAAAGACUCCAUUUUCUUUUAAAAUGUAUGGCAAAGUGCCAUCAUCAUGUAGGUCAGUCCUGGCACAGCCAAGGCAUACAAUGCAAAAUGUUUCCUUCUUUGUCCAAUGACAGAGAAGAGCAGCAUUUAUCAGAGCGACUGAGAGGGAGCCAAGAUGGAAGCAGCCAGUUACAGUAUGUGUGAAAUUCUACAUUUUAUUUUCAAUACAUCACAAACAUAUUUAAUACAGACUAUAAAAAAAUCAAGGAAGUUGACCGUUUCCCUUGAAGUUUCUUAUUGUUUGCAAGGUAGCGCCCACUGUGGGUGGGUUUGUGUAAUCACAGCUGUUUGGGAUAAAUGCUCAGUUAUCACAAAAUUUAAAAAUAGGGUUAGGGAGCCGAGGGAUGAGCGUGGUCAACGUGUUAAUAAAAUACAAUUUACCGUUAGCGUAGAGCUUGGUGUUUGGAUCCAGCUUUAACAUCUAUUCAUGUUUCAACAAAGAGGCGGAAAAAAAUGAAAAUAAACUGCUUUCCUUUUUUGGUGAGAUAUCGUGUGUGUAUCUCUAUAAUAUCUAUCGAUCUGUCAGGACCGGCAUUGUUUGAGACAAAAUAAAAACAAUAAAAAUACAUUUUAAAAUUAUGGUAAAAAUGGUUAAAAUGUAAUUUUAAUGUCACUACUCAGAAACCCUUGUGAUGUCACCAGCAGUACACCGCCCUGAUUUGGGCAAGCGAUGCUGUUACUGCAGCCAUGUUUGUAAUGGGCAGGAAUGCAGACCCCAUUUUCUGUUGCUGCC